Coprinopsis cinerea okayama7#130 is the source of this 1488-nucleotide messenger RNA. Its product is annotated as serine/threonine protein kinase. Lineage: Eukaryota; Fungi; Basidiomycota; Agaricomycetes; Agaricales; Psathyrellaceae. The transcript is spliced from 10 exons. Gene Ontology annotation, biological process: protein phosphorylation. The coding region runs from base 1 to 1488 and encodes 495 amino acids. Gene Ontology annotation, molecular function: ATP binding; protein kinase activity. The record is from RefSeq and is a predicted model, not a curated record.
AUGGCGCCGGAAACUCAAGGAGACGCUUUUCCUGUCUUCGAGGGUUAUGAGAUACUCGCCCGACUAAAAUCAGUUAUUAAGAAGGUAGGAUCGUUUUUGUACUGGGCGGGUUGGCGACUGAAGGAUGACGAGGCGUAUCAUGUACUCGAGCUUUGCUCUGGCGGGAACUUGGAAAACUAUCUGUCCCAGACACAGCACGCUCUCGCUACACAUCAAUUUCGACUGCUUCUGCAAGGCACUGCAAACGCGCUCGUGUACCUCCAGGGACAAGGUAUUCUGCAUCGAAACAUUCAACCAAGCUCAAUAUAUGUGGCCGAAGAUGACAGAUUUCGUUAUACCUAUGCUGCUGACGUUUGGUCACUUGGUCGAGUUUUGUUGUUUGCAUCGUCUAGGCAGGUCCAUUCAAAGGAAGCGGCCUUGUGCACCGUAAACUCGGAUUGGUCGGACCUUUUGGAAACCGUGGAGGCUCCAUCUCUCAUCUCUGGUAUGCUGAAAGAGAUUCAGGAGUACAGUUGGUCUUGGAAAGUCAUGGGAAUCUUGGAUCGUAGCUUGGAGUCAGCCUUGGACCAGUCGAAGCCUGCGCUGAACUGUGAUUCCCAGCUCGAGAAACUUCUCGGCUCUGUUAAUGAUGCCUUUCUGUGUGAUGAAACUGGCGACGAUCCAUUGGCAUCAAGCGGGGAACUCAACUUCUCUUUUUCCACGGGUGACUCCUGUGAAUCUUCCUCCGACGAGUCAAUUGACGGCGCCCUUCAGGACUAUCCCCCUUCACAAAACGACCUCCAUAUUUCUCUACAGAAUAAUGGACAGUCAGCGGGCGAGCUGCUGCUCUGGUCACCCGAUUUCGUCCCGUCGAUUCUCACCCCCAAAAUAUAUCCUUUUUCGGCGGGCACAAUACAGAUCCUCCAAUCAAGGUACCUUCUCAUAGAAGGGCGCUCGGGUCAUCAUCGACCCCUUCUCGUUGAUCCAACCGGCACCUUCGUGAAAGUUCUGGAUCUAGAUUAUUCUCCGGCGGACAUAGACAAUCACGACCUCGAAAUUGAGCGCACAGCCGCGAAUACAAUCUCCAACCUUCCGGGAGUUCUUGUGGCACAGUACGAAGCAGCCAGGACGUAUCUGGAAGAACUAAAAAGUCGAACACCAAUGCUCAUUAUGCACGUCGUCGAGGGCAAAUGCAUGCUCAUGUGUAACUCACCGCUCCCGGAUGUGGAGAUUCUCGUUCGCUCUUCGACUUCUAGGGGCUCCGUGCGGAUGCUGCGCGUCCGGUUUCUGCGAAGGUCUGGUACUAUCGAAUUUGCCCAACGGGAGACAAGCGACUGCAGAGCCGAGUGGCAGAAAAAGGUUUGCUCCUGUCAGAAUGUCCUUCCUGUUGUGGGCCCAGACGAGGAGCAGGAUCUAGAUGACAUGGAACGACGAGCGCUCAAAUUGUUACGGGAUUUUAUUCGGGUUUGUGAUGUCGUGGAGAAGGGUUGCGUGAACCGAAACCAAUGA